AGCUUCCGUGCGACACAGCGGCGCCUGUAUUGACCCACAAACCUCUUCAUCCGAUUCUUCAUAUCACCUGCGGACUUCCAAGAAACAACUCCAUGUUAAGACCAAUUAGUCUCGAUCAGGAGGAUCGCAGCGCAACGCAGGCGGAUUGCUACACACUGCGACGGCACUCGAUACCAUCGUCGCGUUUCUCGCGGUUUCAGGAGACCUGAAAACCACUGUAGAAUCCUGGAAGCAGUUGUAUUCUCCCACCAUGGCAACUAUAGACCUCGCGCAGCCAACACUGUACCCUAAGAUCACGACACAUAUCCCUGAGAUCAUCGAACAGCUGCGACGCUUGAACCGCGACCCUGUCCACCCAGAAGCAAACAUCACUGUGGACCCUGUACCUUUCAUCGGUACAGUCAAACUUCAUGGCACGCACGCAGAUAUCCUCGUGUAUCCUGAUAAUCGCAUCAUCUUUCAAUCGCGCAACAUAACCGGUCUCUCCGUCGCAAAAGAUAACCAAGGGUUUGCGGCAACUAUGUCAGAGAAGACCAAUGCUAUACUUGGACUGCGAGACAUGUAUCUGGCACGGUGGAAAGAGUUAAAUCCUGGCACAACACUUGAAGAAGACUUACCUGUCGUCAUAGCCGGUGAAUGGAUCGGCGAGAAGAUCCAAAAAGACGUCGCCAUCGCUCAGCUAUCUCGCCGCUUCGUUAUCGUCUCGAUCAAUCUCAAUGGUGUGUGGCAGAAGGAUGAAGAGUACUCUAACAUAUCUUUGCCGGAUCACGACAUUUACAACGCAUCACGAGCCGGCAUCUUUCACACAACACUCCACCCUGACGACUACGAAAGUACAGUCUCAGAGGUCGAACAUAUGACCGAAGAAGUCGCCGCUCACUGCCCUUUCGCAGCGACCUUCGGUAUAUCUGGCCUGGGUGAAGGCAUCGUAUGGAAACCCGUACCUCGCCAGUACAACGGCGACAUUUCUCUAUGGUUCAAGAGCAAAGGAGGAAAGUUCAAGCCUACAUUCUUCCGCAUUACCAGACAGAAUGAUGGCACAGACGCCAUCAAAGAGCGACGAAAAACAGCCGCAGCGAUGGCCGUUGCGUGGUGUUCACAGCAGCGGUUAGAACAAGGUUGGGAUGUGUUGCGCGAGAAGGGUGUUGAGCACGAUGUGAAAGCGCUGGGUGACUUUCUGAAGUGGAUACAAUAUGAUAUCUUGGAGGAAGAGAAGAGGCAUAUCAAGGAGCAUGGGGUAGACGAGGCGGCGUUGAAGAUUGAGAUUGCUAAGAUUGCCAAACCGUGGUAUAGGGCGAGGCUGAGGGAAUGUGAUGCCUCAUGAUGCCUAACAAGCGAAAACAGAUCAUCCGGAAGAAGCAUGCUGAAGUCGAUUGCAGAUAAUAAACAAAAUCGGGAGAAGUUUGCGCUCUCAUGGGGAAAGUCGCAAACUUCUGGCCCAGCUUAUUAAGAGAU
Messenger RNA from Alternaria rosae, 1455 nucleotides. RefSeq lists its product as uncharacterized. Bases 251 to 1324 code for a protein of 357 amino acids. The transcript has a single exon. NCBI's taxonomy places the organism in Eukaryota, Fungi, Ascomycota, Dothideomycetes, Pleosporales, Pleosporaceae. The record is from RefSeq and is a predicted model, not a curated record.